AUGAUUACUAGUCAACUGAAGUCUCUAGUGGAUACAGCAAACAAGGAUUAUCCUUCAACCUUAAAGUUUUUCAUGUGUUGUUCUGCCGCUUUUCUUUCAGAAACUAUCACCUACCCACUUGAUAUACUUAAAACUCGCAUUCAGGUUUAUGGAGAAUUACAGAGCUCAUCAUAUCCUGGCGUUAUUAAAAUUUGUUCUUCUGUCAUAAGAAAUGAAGGUCUGUUUAAACUUUGGCAAGGAUUAUCUCCAGCACUCUUCAGACACAUAAUUUAUACAGGAGCAAGGAUGCCAAUCUAUGAAAUUAUUCGCCAAGAUAUUUUCCAUUUACCUCCUGCAAGUCAUUUCACCGUAAAAUCAACUAAGAAUUCUUUCUCAGAUAAGUCACAUGUUAUAUCUAAACAGAAACUAUCUGCCACGGAAAAAACGAACACUGAACUAAUUCAUGAGAAUAAUCCAAACUUUGUUAUUCAAGCAGCUUGUACUGGGGUAAUAGCUGGAUCUUUUGCUCAGUUCUUAGCAAGUCCCAUUGAUCUGAUUAAGGUUCGGUUGCAAACAGAACGCAGAUGGAUGUCAGAACAACAUCUGAAUAAUUACAAGCCUUCUAAGCCUACUGAAUUGCCCACUGGUCAUCAACGCUUAAGUUUUACGCGUACAGCUAAGCAAAUUAUUUCCGAGGGUGGAAUUAUUGGAUUGUGGCGUGGAGGAUUACCUAGUGUUCAACGUGCAGCUCUUGUAAAUAUGGGUGAACUUACCACUUACGAUACAUCAAAGCGUUGGUUUGCCGUGCGUUUUCAAUUAGAAGAUGGUACACUACUUCAUGUUUGUGCAUCAAUUACGUCUGGUUUUGUCGCGGCAGUACUUGGGACACCAGCUGAUAUGAUAAAAACACGAAUGAUGAAUCAACGUAUAACAGCAUCGUCAUCAAUAAAUGGAAGCGGUCUAUUAUAUGCCGGAGUGAUUGAUUGUUUUCGUAAAACUGUUAAAAAUGAGGGAUUCUCAGCUUUGUACAAAGGUUUCUUUUUAAUAUGGGCUCGUAUGGCACCUUGGUCUUUAACAUUCUGGGUAACUUAUGAAAAAAUUCGUUGUUUAGCUGGUGUUGAUGGUUUUUAA
This is a messenger RNA of Schistosoma spindalis, 1110 nucleotides long. The record is from the annotation of a GenBank genome assembly. Lineage: Eukaryota; Metazoa; Platyhelminthes; Trematoda; Strigeidida; Schistosomatidae.